AUGGGUGUCAUUGGAAUGAGUAGUAUUGUUUUCAGAGAUUCGUCACCAACUGCUUCACGCGGCUCUGCUGAACAACCUAAAAAUGAGAAGAAAGGAACUCUACAAACUGCUGUGAUCAGUAUUAAAGGAAUGACUUGUCAUGCUUGUGUGAACAACAUUCAAGACACAAUGCGAACUCGGCCCGGCAUUCACUCUUGCAAGGUUUCACUUGAUGACGCUGAAGGCGUUGUGGUUUUCGACCCAUCUCAUUGGACUGGAAUUAGUGUAGCUGAAAGUAUAGACGAUAUGGGUUUCGAAGCGAAGCUUAUGUAUACUCGUGAAGGGGAAAAUAUCUGUAUAGGGAGCAAUUGUGCUCCAAGAAAAGCCAUCAUAUCCAUCAAGGGAAUGGUGUGCCAUGCUUGUGUGAACAACAUUCAAGAUACUAUCUCAAAACGGGAUGGAGUUCUGUCUGUGAAGGUUUCAUUAGAAGAGGAGAAAGGUGCUAUUGUAUUUGAUCCGUCUAUUUUGACAGCGGAGCAGGUUGCGGAAGCUGUAGAUGACAUGGGAUUUGAGACUGAGCUGAUAAGCUGUGAAAUGGUUGAAGAAGUCGCAGUAGUCUCAAAGCCUUCAGUUGCGUCAGUGAAAGGUUCUGCUCGAUUCGCCUCUAAUACUGAAAUGGUCGAAAUAUCCGUGGGAGAAUCGGCGCAAAACGUCGACUUCGGAAACGAAAGUUUGGAGAAAUGCACCCUAGCCGUCGAGGGAAUGACGUGUGCGUCAUGUGUACAGUAUAUUGAAAGAAAUAUAAGUAAACUGAGAGGUGUACAGUCUGUAGUGGUUGCGUUGAUAGCUGGUAAGGCGGAGAUCAACUACAACCCGUCGUUGACGAGCGUGGAAAAGCUGAUCGCCGAGAUGACGGCACUCGGCUACCGUGCCAGUUUGAUCGACACGCCAUUUUCUGCAUUCAACAAAAUCCACUUGACGAUUGGUGGUUUGAAUAGCGAAGCGGACGUGAAUCGCAUCGAAUCACAUGUGAUCUCAAAGACGGGUGUUGAAGGCUGUCACGUUUCCCUGGCCACUUCUUUAGCCACUGUCGAGUUUUCUCCAUCAGUCAUUGGUCCGAGAGAUCUCAUUUCUGUCAUCGAGACUCUUGGCUACACGGCAGAGCUUGCGACUAAAGAUGAUCAGAUGAAGCGCUUGGAUCAUUCCGCAGAAGUGCGAAAAUGGCGUACCACAUUCCUUGUCAGCUUGAUAUUCGGAGUGCCGGUGAUGCUGAUAAUGAUUGUGUUUCACUGGAUUUUGCACACUCCAAUGCAUCCAGAGAAUCAGACUCCAAUACUUUCACCAGCACUUUCCCUCGACAACCUUCUCCUGCUGCUGUUGUGCACACCUGUACAAGUAAUUGGAGGAAGAUACUUCUAUGUAGCAUCUUGGAAAGCGCUACGGCAUGGCCAGGCGAAUAUGGAUGUGUUAAUAGUGUUGGCUACGACGAUCGCCUUCACAUACUCGAUACUUGUUCUUAUUAUUGCAUUAGUACUGAGGUGGCCAUCAAGCCCGAUGACGUUCUUUGACGUUCCUCCUAUGCUCAUUGUAUUCAUAUCAUUAGGUCGUAUGUUGGAGCACAAAGCAAAGGGCAAAACAUCGGAAGCGUUGAGUCGUUUGAUGUCACUUCAAGCUAAGGAAGCCACACUAAUAACCAUGGACGCCGAAGGCCGUGUCACAUCCGAAAGGGGAAUCAACAUAGAACUGGUUCAACGUAACGACUUGAUCAAAGUGAUACCAGGUGCAAAAGUGCCAGUCGACGGAAUAGUGGUGGAUGGUCAGAGUUCAGCGGAUGAAUCAUUUAUAACAGGAGAAUCUAUGCCGGUUGUAAAGAAGCCAGGAAGUGUUGUGAUUGGUGGUUCGGUCAAUCAAAAAGGUGUGCUCAUCAUACAGGCAACGCUGGUUGGACAGGACUCGACUUUGGCCCAAAUUGUGCGACUUGUUGAAGAAGCGCAAACUAAUAAGACACCGACAGGUCGUUUUGAAAGCAUCAUGAAGGUGGCAUUCGAAGCGGCAAUCACAGUACUGGCGAUCGCCUGUCCCUGCAGUCUUGGACUGGCAACCCCCACAGCUGUGAUGGUUGGCACUGGAGUCGGUGCGAUCAAUGGAAUUCUCAUCAAAGGCGGCGAACCCCUUGAGACCGUUCAUAAGGUGACCACAGUGAUUUUCGACAAGACCGGUACUAUAACAGAAGGUCGACCACGGGUGGUUUCCAUAUUGACCCUACGAUCACCACUGGACAUUCCGCUGAAAAUGCUGGUUCUCAUAUGUGGAUCUGCAGAAUCUCAAUCAGAGCAUCCCAUAGGAGCAGCAAUUACUAAUUUCGCAAAACAGUGGCUGAAAGAUCCGACGUGGGCCGCUGUGUCGCGGUUUCAUGUGUCAGCCGGACAUGGAGUGGCAUGCCAAAUCUCGGGUGUUCGGAAGUCACUCGAUUCUAUCAGUCAAGUAAACGGACCUGUACUAUCCGAUGGUGAGGAAAUGGUGAUUUCCGACUCCAGUGUCAUUCACAAGCAGGUUUCAUGUAUGCCAACUUUGAAGACUAAGAAAGAUAAAGAUAUCUACGAAGUGGUGAUCGGAAGUGAACGAAUGAUGGAAAAGUAUGGAAUCGUAAUCGAUGAUAUCACUGUUGCAGCACUGUCUGUUGAACAGCAAAAAGGCCAUAUUUCCGUACUUUGCGCCAUAAAUGGUUUGUUUUUGGGUUUUAUAGUCUCGUAA
This is a messenger RNA of Cooperia oncophora, 2733 nucleotides long. Lineage: Eukaryota; Metazoa; Nematoda; Chromadorea; Rhabditida; Trichostrongylidae. The record is from the annotation of a GenBank genome assembly.